GCUUAUAAGCAUGUUGAUUAUGUAUGUUGUAUUCAUUCAUCUGAAUUCAAUAAAACACAAAUGAUGAAAAAAUAUCUGAGAUUUAUAGCCAUUAUCGGCGUUCUUGCCAUGCAUUUGGUUCAAAAUUCAGAAGCUUCUUCUGUUGUAUCAAAAGGAGAUUUCGAUAAGGACUUCAUCGUGACGUGGUCUCCUAGCCAUGUAAACACUUCUGCAGAUGGCUUAUUGAGAAGCUUAAAGCUGGACAAUGAGUCAGGCUCAGGCUUUGCCUCCAAUGAUACUUUCCUAUUUGGUCAGUUUAACAUGCAAAUUAAGCUGAUAGAAGGUGACUCAGCUGGCACAGUGGUGGCCUUCUACCUCCAAUCUAAUCAAACCAAUGGUGAUAAUGAGAUGGACUUUGAAUUCCUUGGAAAUGUCAUUGGACAGCCAUAUAUACUCCAAACCAAUGUUAUUAUUGAUGGGAAUGCAAAUAGGGAAGAGAGAAUUCAUCUGUGGUUUGAUCCAACAAAGGACUUCCAUACCUACUCUAUUUUAUGGAACCUUCACCAAAUUGUAUUCAUGGUGGAUUGGGUUCCUAUCAGAACAUAUAGAAACUACACAGCUAAGGGAGUGUCAUUUCCACAGUGGCAGCCAAUGAGACUUUUAAUCAGCCUAUGGGACGGCGACAACUGGGCAACGAGAGGUGGCCGCGACAAGAUUGACUGGUCAAAGGGUCCAUUCAUAGCCUCAUUCAAGAACUACAAAAUUGAUGCAUGUGUGUGGAAUGGAGAUGCAGAGUCUUGUGGGGAAGACAACUCUACCACUAACUGGUGGCAGAAUGAGAGGUUCAACACUCUAACAGGGACACAGAGGAGGUUAUUCAAGUGGGCUAGGAAGUACCACCUCAUAUAUGAUUAUUGUCAAGACAAUGUUAGAUUCCAAAACAAACUUCCCUUGGAAUGCUAUCUUCCCAAGUAUUGAUCAUUAAAAAAAAAAAAAAUCAUUCUUUCCUCA
Molecule: messenger RNA, 990 nt
Organism: Camellia sinensis
Lineage: Eukaryota; Viridiplantae; Streptophyta; Magnoliopsida; Ericales; Theaceae
Product: putative xyloglucan endotransglucosylase/hydrolase protein 10
Biological process (GO): xyloglucan metabolic process; cell wall biogenesis
Cellular component (GO): apoplast; cell wall
Molecular function (GO): xyloglucan:xyloglucosyl transferase activity; hydrolase activity, hydrolyzing O-glycosyl compounds
Source: RefSeq, a predicted model, not a curated record